Molecule: messenger RNA, 2580 nt
Organism: Verticillium dahliae VdLs.17
Lineage: Eukaryota; Fungi; Ascomycota; Sordariomycetes; Glomerellales; Plectosphaerellaceae
Exons: 5
Coding region: 1-2580 (859 amino acids)
Source: RefSeq, a predicted model, not a curated record
AUGGAAAGGAUCGAGUCCGUCGACAUGGUGCAGCUCAUGGAGCGUGUACCGCCCGAGACCCCAAAACUACACGAUGGGGAGACGGCUGCCGGGACUUUCACGUACAAGAACAAAACAUCCAUCUGCAAUCUGGUCAUCUGGAACGAUGACUCUCGCCGCGGUACACACUACCUGGCGGGCGAUGCCAACUCGGAGCUUGAAGAGGCCAUCGUUCAAUGGAUGAAUUACAAUUCGGAUGAUAACAAGAGUGUGAUGGUCGCCAAGAUGUCGCAUCACGGCGCAAGUGGUUUUGGUGGUCGAAAGCUCACUGUGUUCACGGCAUCUGUACACGUUGCGAGCAUCAGCCUGACCUUUGUGCAGUGGCGAGACACGUCAUGGCAAUCGACGACACCUUCGAAGCGCAUCAUCAAAGUGUCGAUCGGUGACAUGGGCGACAUCGAUGCGCCGCUGGUGGGGAAGCUGAAACAACCCUUCGACCAGCUCGUUUACAUGUGGGUGAGCGACAAGGCCACAGCUGUGGUCGACAAAGCCGCUAAGCCUGGUGUCACCAAGGGUGACCUUGACGCGUUGCUGCCCGGGCUUGAACACGACCAGGACAAACUCUUCUCAAAAUCCAACAAGGAGCCAAACGAUAUCAAGCCGAACGAGAUCUUCAUUGAGCCAGGAUCACACUUUAUGGUUGUCGCAACCAACAGCAAGGGCUUACAGGCGGCGGUGCUGGAUUAUCGUUUCAACCGGUCCAAAGGCUCCGAGAAGAAGGAGAGACCGAGCGGCUGGGAUGAUUGGGACGAGUGGCUCAUUGAGGACGGCGAUCAGAAUGACGAGGACGUAUCGAAGGCUGCUUUCAAGGUGUCAGCUGGCCCGCUCGUGUUCGAAAACAUUGGACUGAAGUACAUCCAAGAGGAGAACCGUCUGGGCGUGGUUCUCGACGCAAGCUUCCUAAUGGGGCCCAUCGUAGCAGUCGCAUUGCCCUCCCAGAAUCCCACCCCUCAGCUCUACCUUGCUCGACUCCUAUCAUCCGCGCUGUUCAAGGUUGAGGCUCAACUCUCGCCGCGAUUUUUCGUCCUUCACGAAAGAUGUCAUUUGACCGGCGGCCUCGCCCUCUUCUCCUGGUUCGGCGACAGUCCCCAUGCCGGUGACUGGGUCAUGACCAUUGGUGGGUUUCACCAGGCAUUUGAUAAACCUCUCCAGUAUCCUCGACCCCCUCGCCUCGGCAUUUCUUGGUCUCUUGGGGAUAAUCUGCGCAUCACUGGCGAAGCCUACUUCGCCAUCACGCCCCGCGUUUGCAUGGGUGGUGGCCGCCUGCACGCCCAUUUGACACUCGGAGCGUUGUCCGCCUGGUUUGACGCCUUCCUUGAUUUCCUGAUCAAUUACCGGCCCUUCUGCUUCGCUGCCGUCGGCGGUGUAUCUAUCGGAGUUCGUUUCUCUUUGGACCUCUGGCUCGUCACUAUACGCAUAUCAUGUGAGAUUGGGGCGACACUCACCGUUGCGGGGCCGCCUAUGGCUGGCACUGUCCACGUCGAUUUCUGGGUCUUCAGCUUCGACGUCGAUUUCGGUGACAAGACUGGCAUGGCGAGACCUGAUAGGCUGUCACUCAGUGAUUUCAAGGCUUUGGCUCUCAAAUCUGCGCCCUCCGGGGCCCCAGUGCCCCUGGCCAGCGGCUGGUUGGACGUCGCCAGUGGACAGAACGGCGACGACGACGCAGACGACUUUGACGAGCAGGAAGCACCACCAAAAGCAUUCUUAUUUAACUGCGUGGGAGGUCUUGUUCCCGAAGGCAGCGAUGCCAAGGGGCCAGAGGCCAACGCCUGGUAUGAGGAUAAACCAGCCAAGAUAUGGCUGGUUCGUGGAGACGAUCUUUCCUUGUCAAUCACUACGUCCUUUGCCGCCAGUGACGGCGUGCUUUUCGAUGAUCGAAAGGGUGCAAUCACGCCGAAGAAAUUGGCCGCGAUCGCAGAAGCGCAGAACAAAGUCUACGCCCUCCCGAUGUGUCUUCAGCAGACAAUCAUAUCGACCGUCGAGGUUAGAAUCACACGGGUCGAAAGCAGGUCGAGGGUGGUGAGGACCUUAGGCAAUGAGAGAAGUGACACAGAGUGGGGGAUACACCCCAUUCUAAAGACUGUGCCACAGUCGAUAUGGGGAUACUACGAUCCCGAAAAAGACCCCGUGCUCAGAGGCAAGCACGUUUCCGGCCUUCUUGACGGCAAGCCUGCCGAUGCACCGCCUCUUGUCAUGGGCCUGACAAUCGAGCCUCCGAAGCCUUACAUCUCGCGUGACGCCAUACCAAAGUUUAAUCUGGUGGAGGACCUCAAGCUCACGGUCGACAGCAAAGGAUUUGCCUUUAAAAGAAAGGAGACCGCAAGUCCCAUGUGGGCGCCGCCACAUCAAGAUGGCAGCUGGGACAAUUUCAAGGAGAAAUGGCAAAGUCAGCCAGACAGCCGUCCGGAGGAGGCCGUAUGCUUAUGGGCAGAGAGGCUGAAAUUCAAAGGCCUGACGGGGUUGAGGCCGAAAGCACUGCUGAAGAGGUUUGAUGACAUCGUGCCCGUGUUGCCUUUGAUUGCGGUUGGGACGGGAAGUUGA